AUGUCUGUCAUUCAAGAUCUACCAAGCAAUGUUUUGUUAUCACUCCCAUGGUCUCGCCUAAAGGAAUCGGUAUACGAGCGAGUCUUGAUUCCUACCAUAGCAAACAACGACUCUUAUGUGCCUACCUCCAGGCCGGAAAUCAUGGCAAGUUCGUGGACGAAUACGUGUCGGCAAACUCUUGUCUUCGCCGGCAUACUAUCCAUCCCACUUAUCUUCAACUACCUAUUCAUUGUCGUUCAAUAUCACUGGACAAACAAUCGACGGACAAAUGGACAGAUACCACCUCAGUACCCUGCGCUGCCAGUAAUUGGUAGCACACUUUCGUUCUUGUGGGAUGGCGCUUCGUUCGUGAAGAAGGCAACGACCUAUGCUGGGAAGUUGACCUGUGUGCGAAUCUCGCUACUUGUCAGCGGCAUCUAUCUCGUCUCGGAACCUGAGGCUGUCGCGGACAUGUGGAAGCAGCCAACCCUCUCAAGUCCCAUUUACGUGUAUACUGUUGGACUGCGUUACAUCUUUGGGAUGCGCGAGAAAGCCAUCAAGACAUAUACGGAGGACGACUCAGGCCCAUACCGUAAGCCUCAUCCCAAUAGCAACGUGGCGCCUCACAACCGGAUCGACUUCCUCACACACGACUCCCUGCUCCGGGGAUUAACGGGCUCGUCUAUGCUUCCAACAUUUCAGAGAUACCAAACCAUCGUCAAGCAAAAUCUUGAUGCACAGGCGAUCGGAGAAGAGUGGGUCGAAAUGCCUGAUCUUUUGGCCUUCUUUCGCGACAGCGUCGGCAAGGCAACGCUUGAGGCGCUUUAUGGGCCUUCACUUCUUAAGAUCAACCCAAACUUCAUCAACGACCUUUGGGAGUUUGAUGGACAUGUAAAGAACCUCGCAAAGCGGCUCCCCCGCUUUCUGAUACCGAAAGCGUAUCGUGUACGCGACCAGCUGAAGGAUCAGAUUCUGAACUGGUAUCAGUAUGCGCGGCAGCAUUUCCGAGAUGAAGCAGUGCAUAACGAGAGAAAAGAUUGGGACCCUUACUGGGGCUCUGUCAUGAACCGGGAUAGGCAGAAGACAAUUCUGAGUAUCGACGGACAGGACGACGAGGCGCUUGCAUCGACAGAUCUCGGGUUGAUCUGGACAUCAGUCACCAAUCUUGUGCCCUCGACAAUGAUGACUACAUUGCAUAUUUUCAACGAUGCCGAUCUGCUAUCGCGCGUCCGUACGAGUCUGGACGAUACGGUUUCUUGCGACGAAGAAAAGACCGAUGUCGCAAUGGAUAAGCUGCUGUCAAAAGAUCUGCUGCAGUCAGUCUAUGCAGAGACGCUGCGAUUAUACGUGCAGUCAUACAUCACGCGAUGCUCGCCGCACGAAGAUGUGCCUGUCGGCAGUUGGUGGCUACCACGGAACGAAGUGAGCAUGGUAGCAUCGUAUACUUCGCACAUGAACACAGACCUGUGGAAUACUCAAGAGGGAAAGCACCCUGUGACGGACUUUUGGGCCGAGCGAUUUCUGCUGGACCCCAACGAUGACCAGUCCGGGCCACUCAAGCGAACGGGUGAUGAGAAGGUGCCCACCAAGGCCGGAGAUGUCGGUGUUCACUUCUCCAACAAAGGCUUGGGUGGCGCGUGGAUACCUUACGGAGGUGGCUUUGGUGCGUGCCCGGGUCGCUUGCUGGCGAAGCGCGUCAUCAUGUUUACGUGUGCAUUGCUCAUUACAGAAUACGAAGUCGAUAUUCGCACGCAGGACUUCGAAAUGGAUUCGUCGGAUUUUGGGCUUGGCACCCAGAAGCCAAAGGCACCAAUCGCGUUUGCAAUUCGGAAGCGAAAUGUCGCGAAGUGA
Molecule: messenger RNA, 1830 nt
Organism: Pyrenophora tritici-repentis Pt-1C-BFP
Lineage: Eukaryota; Fungi; Ascomycota; Dothideomycetes; Pleosporales; Pleosporaceae
Product: CypX, Cytochrome P450
Molecular function (GO): iron ion binding; steroid hydroxylase activity; heme binding
Source: RefSeq, a predicted model, not a curated record